Messenger RNA from Nezara viridula (southern green stink bug), 282 nucleotides. The record is from the annotation of a GenBank genome assembly. NCBI's taxonomy places the organism in Eukaryota, Metazoa, Arthropoda, Insecta, Hemiptera, Pentatomidae.
AUGUGUGAGUGUGGAAUCCACGAAGACGAAGAUACCAUAGAAGAACAAGAAGACACAACCCGGGCUGCCUCACGGCCGGUACUGACGAGAGUCGAAGCCCCCACUCUCCAGUGCGGGUCUUUGUACCGGAUCUCUGUGUCAGAUCCGGUCAGGUAUGCAACUUUGAACAUUGAAGUACCUGAGUUCUACAGCUCGAGUACAACCCCUCAUGAGAGCCAGGCGUAUAUAGCAACCCAGAGACUCCGGCCAACAUUUGUGAAAGAUCUCAGGAUCGAAUACUAA